AUGGCCGAUUCUGACGAGUUUUACGAGGGUACUGAAGGUGAUUUUGACGAUGACUUUACAACUAAUCGUGACAAAGCGUACAACGAGUACGAGGAUCCCAACAUGUGUUUCGAUGUUCCUCAAGACACACCAACAACUUCUGAGGAUCACAGUCAACAUUUCAAUGUAGGUGUUGAGUUUGAAACUGGGAAAGAAUUAGUGGAAUGGGCAAAAAAAAUGGCUGCUACUCAUGGUCAUCGAUUGAUAGUAACUUCAAGCAAGAAAAACGUGUAUAUAGUAAUUAGAUGUCAUUUGUCUGGGGAGGGACGUGAAAAACGAACCGUAGGUGCGAUACCACGGAAUGUGGGAACAAAAAAAUGUGGAUGUCCUUUUCGUAUAUACUGUAGCAAAAAUUCAAACGAUGGACUAUGGCGAAUGAAUUUAAAAAGUGGCACUCACACUCACCCGACACUACCGUAUCCUACCGGACAAGGACCGGAUAGUCGUUUGACACCAGAAGAAUACGAGGUAGUGAAGUUACUUAGAAGGAGCCACGUGAAGCCGGCAUUAAUUAUGGAUCGAUUGAGAAAGGAUAAUCCACAGACAUCAACGAGUGUGAAACACGUCUACAACCAACUUGAGAAGAUGAAAAAAGAGAAUAUGGCGGGGAAGACUGUGAUACAACACGUGAUGUCGAACCUUCAAGAAUCUGGAUAUGAAUAUUGGUAUCGAAGUAAUGAAGGUGAUGAUACACUUACUGAUUUGAUGUUCGCUGCUCCUAUUUCGUUGAAACUUUACCGGUUAAUUGUCCUCUACCACCUAUCACUCCACAGUGGCGACAUGUUAGAGCCGCAAAUCUUGCCCACUUGUCGGAAAUGUUCGAAGAACGCCUAUACAUGUGGCGUCGUUUAUCUAAGUUGGGAUAGGUUUCUUAUUUUAGUUGGUAUGUAUUUGGACCUUGAGGGGGGCGUACGACUGGCGGUGGUCCUUCUGGCGCUGGAUCCCGGUUGA
Messenger RNA from Erythranthe guttata (spotted monkey flower), 990 nucleotides. The record is from RefSeq and is a predicted model, not a curated record. Lineage: Eukaryota; Viridiplantae; Streptophyta; Magnoliopsida; Lamiales; Phrymaceae.